This is a messenger RNA of Lindgomyces ingoldianus, 3042 nucleotides long. RefSeq lists its product as uncharacterized. The record is from RefSeq and is a predicted model, not a curated record. Gene Ontology annotation, molecular function: histone deacetylase binding. Gene Ontology annotation, biological process: negative regulation of transcription by RNA polymerase II. The transcript is spliced from 5 exons. Gene Ontology annotation, cellular component: Sin3-type complex. Bases 302 to 2605 code for a protein of 767 amino acids. Lineage: Eukaryota; Fungi; Ascomycota; Dothideomycetes; Pleosporales; Lindgomycetaceae.
AGCAGCUCUCUCCGCUCGUCCACCGCCUCCGUAAAUGCAGCACAGCUGCCCCUUCUCGCAUCCUUCUCGCUCCAUAUCACUAGCAGCCCCCACCGCCUGCCGAACCGCAGAAUUGUCCCCAGAUCACCCCUCGGCACCCGCGCCCCUACCGCCCGCAGAAGCCUUUUUGCCCGCACCCUGCGCGAAGUGCCCACAACCCUCCACAGCGAGGCGUCGGCAUCGGAGGCCUCGUAUCUCAACUCCUGCACAAUUGUACCACAAAUUGGACGAGGUUUGACACACGCUUUCGCUUGGGCGCACGAUGAGCGCGCUCCAGCGAGCGAGGAGGAGCAGGUCGAAGACGGCUCCUGAGACUGCAUCCGGCAUCGCACAGUCCGAAAGCACAAUUACCGUUCUACCUGCUUCGUCUACAUCCGUACUCACAUCCCUAGUAGCGCCAACCAACGUAAUUCCCUCCAACCCCAAACUCGCUCUACAGCGCGACGCGACAAUGCUAGCAACUCUGUCCGGGUCAAGUCUCUUAACUUCACCCUCACAAAUGGCAGCCCCCUUGGAUAGACCUAAAGACGGGUUCGAAGACCAUCCCGACAAUCGAUCUAGUAGCUUGAGCGAACUUGGAGAUGCGUCGGAUGAGCAUUCUGAGCUUACUCCGCGAGCGCCGACCACCGCAGAUUUGAUCGAUAACGAUUCAGAGGCGGAGACAGAGCGCUUGGACACAACGCCUCGAAAGCUGAGUCGCACAGCAACGAAUACGUCAAUGGCGUCAGAACUCAUAUACGAGAGAACACCAAGCAAGUUGACACAUUCAAAGACAUUAAAUCAGGAAGACUCUGCCCCCCCCACACCAUCCGUCGUUGAUGAGGACUCCACCCAAGUCUCCUCAGCCCCUCCCAUCACAGCCCUAAAUCCCCUCUCCGUAGUGGUAGAAGCUGCGGCAAUUGCGGAGCUUGCUGGGAAGAAGAGGAAGCGAUCAACUGCCCACAGUAGCUCUGCCGACGAACCCACCGAGGAGCCCGCGCGGAAGCGCAGCAGCACCGCCAAGAGAACGACACUCAAUGGUGCUCAAAAAGAUGUCGCCGACAACUCGGAACAAGUCGAUGGAGAAGAAGGGCCAGAUGUGGCCGAAGACCGCAUCUCGCAGCUUGCACAGGGGGAGAUGGAACUCGAGGAAAAGCAGGCCGAUGUCGCCGAGGAGGUUGUGAGCGAACUGGCGACAGUCGCGAAGCUUACAAAACCUAGGAAAGGCGGCAGAAAAGGAAAGCGGAAGACAGAGGACACAGGUGACAUCAACCAUGAGGCGGUCGCAGGCGUUGAUCUUCACGACGGAGAUGGCGAGGGCGACCACGAGGAAGAAGACAAUGGAGCCCUCGAUGAAGAGAUAUCGAAGAAGAAAAAUGCGAUCGAUCAGUUAGCGAAGAUCGAGAGAAAAUUCAAGCUCUUCCGUGAGAAACUAUGUGAUGAGCAGAUCGCCCAGCUAGAACAGGAGCUCGAGAUGCUCAAGCAGCCGAACUGCGCCCACCCCGAAUACCUUGCAAUGAUACAAUGCAUAGACGAGAGGCGGGCCGAGAAGAUCGCGUACGAAAAGCAACUGCUGGAAUACAAACAAAAGUGCUUGGAGAUCAGAAUUGUAGCUGAACGACACCAGCUGCAUAGCCAAUAUUUCCAGACAGUGCGGGACGUAAGGGAGGACCUUACCACCGAGUGCAACCAGCGUAUAUAUGAGCUGCAGCGGGGGCGCAGACAGCUCGGCGUUGAUGAGGUCGAGUACUCACUCAACCUGCCCAAGAAGCGGUCCGACCAAAUCCGUCAGCAAGCAGCUUAUAACCUCGAGGUGUCGAUUCUAUCCGGCGUUGCGAAAUACGUUGGCUUUCCUGCGGCGCCUGACAUUAUGCCUGCUCGCCCCACAGACAUUGACGAUGACCUUCGAGCCAUGAAAAUCACUCCACGACCUGCACCGGUCCCCUAUGUGCGUCCGUACAAUCGAACUUCGACAGCGGACGAGGCAGCAGCGGAAGAGCAGUUUAUCGAAAGAACCCCUUGGGCCAAUCCGCAGCAUCCUGUCCAUCAGCAGUCACACUAUCAAGGAGGUCCCCCAGGGCCAUCACUGGCGCCGGGUCAGGCUUACCAUACCCCUGCCACCCAGAGACGGAUUGUCGAUGUCCAUGCUCCUAAUGGGUCUGCUUCCACGGUCGAAAUGAUAUCGAAUCCGCCCUCAUCGGCUGCUGGUCCCGGACACUCAAAUGGGCGUGUUAGCGAGUCAGAAUCUCCUGUGCUACAAUUAAAACGACACCCAAGCGACCACCACACGCACGUUGAUACUCCGGCUGCACACCCACGAAACUUCACGUCUCUGGCGAGAGAAUCUUACGGGAGCAACUCGCAUAUGAUGUCCAGUCCAGCGGCGCAGCAUGUAGAACAUCAGUCAGAGGAACAACCCCACCGUUGGAGUGGAAACGGGAUGCGGCCGCUACAUGCGGGUCCAUCAGCAGUUUCUUCCGGCCCGUCUAUUCCGGGGCGACCAGAAGCGGGACGUGUCCCAUUGACACAGCGAAGUAGUCUCGGCACUGUUAGUGUUGGCAGUGGGAACGGCCUGUUCGGUCGGUGAGCCUACCUCUUGACCAAUCUCUAGCGUAGUGUAUAUUCCAGGGUUGAUGGGUGCUCCUCUUGGAUGACGGUUCAGGGAUCCUUCGGGCCACUUGGAUUCAGUUUCUACAUCCAUAUACUGGCACGACUUCCAGUCGAUUUGGUUUCUAAUUUUUCUUUGUUUGUCAGGGUGACCACCCGUUGGAGGCAUGUGGGACGAAUGUCAUAUUCCCCUCUUUUCAUGAUCUAUGUCUGGCGUUUGGAAGCGAGGCAAUCUCUCAUCACACUCCUAUGGAGGGUUGGGAUUGAUGCUUUGGGCUGGUCAACUGUUUUGACUCUUCUCUUCUCUUUGUUCACACUUUAUCGGAGGCCCAUUUCGUGAACUUGGUAUAAGGAGCUAGAUCCGACUUUGUAUGAAUGAUGCCAACGAUACCUAGAGGCAAUUUGAUUCACAAUGCG